Messenger RNA from Oryctolagus cuniculus (rabbit), 2434 nucleotides. The record is from RefSeq and is a predicted model, not a curated record. Lineage: Eukaryota; Metazoa; Chordata; Mammalia; Lagomorpha; Leporidae.
CACGGGUGUGGUCUACACCGCUGGCUCCCUGGGCAGACGAGCUCCCGGGACACAGGCAGCUGUCGCCUUGAAGGAACGCGUUUCCUUGUUGCUGAAAGCCCUGUCUGAAGUCCUUUCUCGCAGGAGUAGUCCCGAGAGGCAGUCCCCGGAGGGACGGCGCCGGCCGGCACCGGGCAGGCUCUGUGCGCACCUGCUGGUCUCUCCUCCUCGGUGUCGCCCCCAGGACGCUCUGUGCGCACCUGCUGGUCUCUCCUCCUCGGUGUCGCCCCCAGGACGCUCUGUGCGCACCUGCUGGUCUUUCCCCCUCGGUGUCGCCCCCAGGACGCUCUGUGCGCACCUGCUGGUCUCUCCUCCUGAGUGCGUGUCCGUGUGCCUCCCGCCGCUCGGCGCCGGCUCUCCCUCCUCCUGGCCCUGGCCUUUGCUGCCGGCCCUCGGCGUGCCCAGGGAAGCGCUGUGCAGAAUGUCAUCGGAAGAGGACAAAUACUCACUCCCGGCUAUGCAGAGUAACUCGGACGCGGGCAGCUCCGUCUCCACAGAACUCCAGGAGGAGUACGAGGAGCUGCUGCGCUACGCCAUCAUGAAUCCCCCGGCCGACUCCGGCGCGUCUGCGGCGUCUCACCCCCGGGCAGAAGGGGCGCCCGAUACGAGAAUUUCUGCUGCAGCUGGUGGCAUCCUUCAUCAUCAAGGAAACAACCCUGUGAUAAGAGAAACUGGGAUGGAAGUUGGAAAAAAGAGUGAUUUAAAUAACUCAAAGACAGACGGGUCGUCACCGGCUCUGUCGCCAAGGAAGGCAUCUCACCCGGUCAUGGACUUUUUCAGUUCGCAUCUCCUGGGCGACUCUUCCUCCCCAGGGUCUACUUCUAGUCACACGGAAGCCCGGGAAGUCGUCGUGGGCGACUUCCUUGUUUCGGAGGAAAACCUGCAGAAGGUGGAAAGCGUGCUGGAUCUCUGGAGCUCGGGUCUCAAGACAAAUAUCAUUUCUGAACUGAGUAAAUGGAGACUUAAUUUUAUCGACUGGCACCGAAUGGAAAUGAAAAAAGAAAAAGAAAAGCAUGCGGCCCAUUUGAAACAACUGAACGACCAGAUCAGCGACCUGCAGGAGCUGCACAGAGCCUUUGAAAUCUCCCUCGGGAGGAAAGAUGAGGUGAUUUCUAGCUUGUCGCACGCCGUGGGCAAGCAAAAGGAGCGCAUCGAGCUGAUGAGAACCUUCUUCCACUGGCGCAUCGGGCACGUCAAGUCCAGGCAGGACGUCUAUGAAGGCAAGCUGGCCGACCAGUACUUCCAGAGAAGCCUGCUGAAGAAGGUGUGGCGGGGCUGGCGCUGCGUGGUGCAGAAGCGGUGGAAAGACGUGGUGGAGCGAGCCUGCCAGGCAAGAGCGGAGGAAGUCUGUGUCCAGAUCUCCAGUGACUAUGAGGCCAGAAUCGCGAUGUUAUCUGGAGCUUUGGAAAAUGCGAAAGCUGAGAUUCAGAGAAUGCAGCAGGAAAAGGAGCACUUUGAAGACUCCAUGAAAAAAGCCUUCAUGAGGGGGGUGUGCGCGCUAAACCUCGAGGCCAUGACCAUAUUUCAGAGCAGAGGCGAUGCAGGAACAGACUGCGCCAGUACCAGAAGGGAGGAGCACGGACCUGGCGCCCCAGGAAAAGAGCCUGCCGCCCACCUGGACCCCUCGGCCCCACCGACGCCCUCCACGGUGACACUGCCCCUGCUGCUGUCCCCCGCAGGGGCAGGGGCUGGAGCUACCAGCAUCGCUGCCAUCCCCUCUGCUGUUUCCACGACUUCUGCUGGGGCUGCUUCCGCAUCCUCUGCCUACGUCCCCGUUUCUGUUCUCGGCACAGGACCGGCCGCUGCCGCCGCGCCGGAAGAGUACGUGCCGAGAGUCGUAACUUCCGCACAGCAGAAGGCAGGGAGGACGAUCACGGCCCGGAUCACGGGGAAGUGCGACUUCGCCUCCAAGAACAGAGUCAACAGCAGCUUGGCUAUCAUGGGUGUUUCUCCGCCCGUGAGCUCCGUGGUCGUGGAGAAGCACCACCCAGUCACAGUGCAGACCAUUCCUCAAGCCACUGCAGCAAAGUACCCUCGGGCCCUUCCUCCCGAGAGCAGCUCAUCGGCUUCCAGGUCUCUGGGGACCAGAUCCACCCACGCCCACUCCCUCGGCAGCGUGCAGUCCAUCAAAGUGGUCGACUGACGGCAACGCGUGCCACGGAGAGCGGCUCGCUCCUCUGCCCUCACUGAGGGUUGGCAGUCUUGGGUUGUUAACUUUCCGAAUUCUUAGAACAUCACAGAUGCAUCAUGGUCAGCUUCCAGAAUUACAAGAGACUUUUUCAAGCGACAUCAUCCUUUGUAACAAUAUGUAGAAAUUAUUUUAAUGUUAUUUUUUAUUUAAGAAAUUAAGUAAAACUUUUAAAAAUUAAAACAAGCUAUUUUUUAUUACGUUCAA